ACUGGCAAGAGCCUCAUGCAACAUCACAGUGAAUCGGCGUAGUCCGCAUAUAUAUAUAUAUAUAUUCAUAUUCUCCCACAUCCUCUCACAUCCUUUCAUCCAUCUCCAGGAUGAUCACAGAGAAGAGUGAGAAGGCAGGUUUCUGUCAGCCUGCUAAUGAGAUACUUCCCCACCCUUCAGGUCUAGCUCAGGCCAGGAGGCAUCCAGGGCGGACUGUUCCCCGCAAGUUCCUGGUUCUUGCGAGUUUCGGAUUUAUCUUUUUCUUACUCUUCAAGGCCCACUCUACCUCCUGCUUCGUUGGUUUGAAGAAAGGCUGGCAAGCAUACCAUGGCAAGAAGUAUUCUGAAUCCUAUGAUAGUUAUAUAAAGCGUAUCGAGGAGGGCUAUCUCGCCGUUCCAUCCGCAGAGUCUGCGCUUGCAGCUUCACGUGACUACGCUACACACCCACAUUUGGCUGGCGCAGUGGAAGACUUCCAGGAUGCAAAGGACAUCCUUGCGCUCUUCCAAUCCGAGUUUGGUAUCCCUACACCUGCUACCGAGCCCAUCUACCCGGCAGGCUCCUCCGAGUCCCGCGAGGCAACGCUCAGUACAACCUCCAAGCUCAGCAAACCUGCCGCAUGGGUCGAUAUCUAUUACCCUGUCAUGAACACAGGGAAUGCAGACGGCAUGGCCGUGGAACUGCUCGGUGAGAGUGACCGGCCUAUCUGGAAAGCCGACCUGCUAGAGGAUGGUGAUCCUCGUGACGAGACCGCUGCCAAGUACAAGAAUUCAGUUCCACCCUUCCACGGUUUCAGCGCUGCUGGAGAGGCUAUCGGCCAACUGGUGUACGCAAACUACGGCACCCAUGACGACUAUGAAAAGCUCGUUGGCGCUGGAGUUGAUCUCACAGGCAAGAUCAUCUUGGCUCGCUAUGGUGCAAAUUUCCGUGGUCUUAAGGUGCAAGGCGCAGCAGCACGCGGGGCAGCUGGUGUCCUGAUUUUCUCUGACCCUCGAGACGAUGGCAGUGUCACUGUGGAGAACGGGUAUGAACCGUAUCCCGCCGGCCCCGCCAGAAAUCCCACAUCCAUUCAACGCGGCUCGGUUAUGUACCUCUCUAUCUACGCAGGUGACCCCACCACCCCAGGCUACCCUGCAUAUGAGAAUGCAACUCGUAUCGAGGCAACCAAUAUUCCAAAUAUUCCAAGCUUGCCACUUUCCUGGGCUAACGCCAAACUUCUUUUUGAGGAGGAGCUCGGCGGUGUCCUUGAGGGCACCAAGUUGAACGGGAGAGUUGGAAGCAGAAAAGUCAGGAUGGUUAAUGAUGUGGAAGCCAAGGUCACACCUAUCUGGAACACCAUGGUUGCAAUUCCUGGCCACAUCAAAGACGAAGUCGUCCUCCUUGGGUGCCACCGUGACGCUUGGGUUAUGGGCGCUGCGGAUCCCACAUCCGGUACUGUCUCUCUCCACGAAGUUGUUCGGGGACUUGGUGCACUUUACAAGCGAGGAUGGAAACCACUGCGUACUGUUGUCAUUGCUAGCUGGGAUGCUGAGGAGUACGGUCUCAUCGGAAGCACUGAGUGGGGUGAGGAUUUUGCCGACUGGAUCCAGGAGCAUGUAGUCUCCUACGUCAACGUCGACGUAUCGGUUUCUGGUUCUCGCUGGCAUACUUCUGCUUCCCCUUCUCUCGCCCACCUUAUCCAGCGUUCCGCCCAAGACGUCCCUCACCCUACGGAUGCCCAAAAGACCCUGUGGGAUGCUCAUUUUGAUGUUGGUCCUUACGAGGGCCCCAUAAAUGCCGAAUUUGCUAGCAUGUGGGACAAAAAGACCUCGAACGAACCACGAAUUGGCCCACUCGGAUCGGGAAGUGAUUACACAGUCUUCCUGCAGAGACUUGGUGUUGCCAGCUCUGACCAAGGCUUCGGUAAUACUCCGACAGAUGCGCCAUACCACUACCACUCUAUCUAUGACUCGCAGAUGUGGCAAGAGGUGUACGCAGACCCUGGUUUCCACAAGCAUGUUGCUGUCGCGCAGAAUUUGGGUCUGUUGACAUUGCGUCUCGCAGAUUCCAUAAUCCUCCCUCUGAACACCACUCAGUACGCACUUGAGCUUGAUUCCUACGUCGAUACCGUCGUCGAGUCUACUUACCGUGAAGAGAUUCUUCCGGAUCUACUUCCUCUCAGGAAGGCCAUUGCAAAGCUGCAGGAUGCAAGCGCUAAGCUUGACGAGGAGAAAGUUGCUGCCGAGAAGGCUUUCCGUAAGGCGUUGAAGAAUAUCAGACGUGUUCGCAAUCCCCGCGUUGUUCGGCGGAUCAUCCGAUGGAUCAAGGAGCAUCUCGGUAUCGGUGCACAGGAAGUUCAAGACUUGAGGUUUGGCGCACUCAAAUGGAUGUCGUCUGUAACAGAGUCAAGGCCCUCUGAAACGGAUAUCUGCAAGUCGCGUAGCAAGGGCCCGCUAUGUGAUUUCAUACAGGCAGCUAGGAGGGUUAGAGCCGCCAAUCAAAAACUCACAGCGUUCGAACGUGGAUUUAUUUCUGAGGACGGCAUUAAAGAUAGAGAAUGGUAUAGGCAUUUGGGUGUUGCUCCCGGGAAACACCUUGGGUAUGCACCGACGACGCUGCCGGGCCUAACGGAAGCUAUUGUCUUUGACGAGGAUCGCAGGCUCGCCGAGUAUGAGGCUGCUCGACUGACCACACUCAUUGAAAACCUCGCAAACUUCAUUGAGGUCUAACGCACAGGAGUCGUUGUAUUCUACCGCGUGUAGGCUUACAGGCCAGCAAAUAUGAAGCUCAAUAUGACCUGCUUUCUUAAAACUAUUCUGCAUCAGCCGGUCUGGUGAAUUCGAGUGAAAUGGUAGCCGGCUACCGAAGAUCA
This is a messenger RNA of Suillus clintonianus, 2848 nucleotides long. Its product is annotated as Zn-dependent exopeptidase. The record is from RefSeq and is a predicted model, not a curated record. Gene Ontology annotation, molecular function: carboxypeptidase activity. NCBI's taxonomy places the organism in Eukaryota, Fungi, Basidiomycota, Agaricomycetes, Boletales, Suillaceae. The coding region runs from base 111 to 2705 and encodes 864 amino acids. The transcript is spliced from 11 exons.